This is a messenger RNA of Cladophialophora immunda, 1846 nucleotides long. RefSeq lists its product as uncharacterized. The record is from RefSeq and is a predicted model, not a curated record. NCBI's taxonomy places the organism in Eukaryota, Fungi, Ascomycota, Eurotiomycetes, Chaetothyriales, Herpotrichiellaceae. The coding region runs from base 1 to 1590 and encodes 529 amino acids. Gene Ontology annotation, molecular function: carbohydrate:proton symporter activity. Gene Ontology annotation, cellular component: membrane. The transcript is spliced from 3 exons. Gene Ontology annotation, biological process: carbohydrate transport; transmembrane transport.
AUGGAUGCCGAAAAGGUCGACCGUAUCACUGUGCACGCCGAGGGUGCACUGGACGAGCAACUUGGCCAUCUCGCCAACCAAGAAGACCAUGAGACCAGCAAGUUGCAAGCCAUCAAGCGGAAUCCUUGGGCUUGUGCCUGGUGUGUCUUUGCUGUGUGGACGGUCCUCCUGGUCAGCUUUGAGAACCAAGCCUCCGGAAACGUCCUGGGAAUCCCUCAGUUUCGCAAGGACUUUGGCUACUUCUACAAGGGCGACUACGUCCUGUCCACCAAAUGGCAGUCUGCCUUUGGGGGUGCGCCUGUUGCAUCCCAGGUCAUUGGAGCCUUGUUCUGCGGCCAGAUUGCCGAUUAUAUCGGCAGGAAAAAUACCUUGAUAGGUGCUCUGGCUGUUUCAUUUGCGGCCAUCACGAUGGAGAUGGUCGCCGUCACGAACGAAGUCUUCUUUGGUGCCAAAUUCCUGAACGGAUUUGCUGUCGGAACGAUCCAGGCAGUAUCAGGAACCUAUAUCGGUGAAAUCGUUCCUCUCGCUUUACGUGGGCUCACUACUUGUCUCAUCGCCCUCGCUUAUACCGUGGGCCCGUUCACUGUCGCCCUCAUCGUCAAUUCCACAGGCGACUUCACGAAUCGCUGGGCUUAUCGAUCAGUAUUUUGCUCUCAGUAUGGGUUCGCAGGGAUUGCGGCGCUUUUUGUCUGGUUCAUGCCAGAAUCUCCUUGGUGGCUUGUCACCAGAGGUCGAGAUGAGAAAGCCAUAAAGAGUCUUCACCGCCUGGGAUAUCCGGCCCAGAAUGGUGAAGAUGCCAAACGUCUCGCCAACAUUAAGGUCACACUGGAAGAAAUUCGCCGCGAGACCGAGGGAGUAACAUACCUGGAAUGCUUCCGAAAAUCUAACUUUCGCCGCACCAUUGUCGCCAUCUCGCCUCUCAUCGUCCAGCAGUUCACUGGCAUUGUCUUCGCCGCAUCGUACUCGACCUAUUAUGCCGAGCUUGCUGGGUUCAGCACGAAGAUGGCUUUCAAGCUGCAAAUCGCGCAGCAAGUUUUGUCAAUGUUUGGGAACGUGAUUUCGUGGUAUCUCAUCGACGUGGCCGGCCGCCGAGCCCUGACCGUGUGGGGUACCGUGGGCCUAACUGUCAUUCUCUGGAUCAUGGGUGGCCUCGCCGUCGCGGGCUCUCCGGGGGACUUGAAGGGCACUGUGGCCAUGAUCCUUCUCUACUGCUGGUUCUACAACGUUACCAUUGGCGCCACUGCAUUUGUCUGCCUGACGGAAACGGCUACUGCGAGGCUUCGUGUCAAGACCAUUGCGAUCGGUCUGGGGUUGCAGAAUUCCAUCUCCGUCAUGUGGAGCUUUGUCCUACCCUACCUCUUCAACCCGGACAAGGCGAACCUGGGCGGGAAACUUGGCUUCGUCUUCGGCGGUCUCUCGUUCAUCUGCAUUGGCUUCCUCUGGUGGUAUCAGCCCGAGACUAAAGGCCGUUCAUACGAGGAGCUUGACGAAAUGUUCAUGAAGAGGGUUCCUGCGCGAGAGUUUAGGAACUAUGUCACUGAGGCCGAGAGCAAAGGUCAGGCCGCCAAGAUGAGAGUCGAGGCUUCGUAGCUUUCGACGAUCAUGACGAGCUCAACAAGCAUGAUUAUCGACAGCUUUACACCAUCUUUGUGUGGAAACCCUUGACUAAUGGUGGAGAAGUCUUGUACGUGGGGAGAUUCGGCGGGGAUGAUGCAGUGUACCCGUGGGAAGUGAUGAUGGAAUGAUCACUUCACUCAGCCUGAAACGAGCACAGUACAUAUGUACAUAGCCCGCUGGGCGGUCCUGUAACCAUGACUUCCAGACGAGUUGGUUCAGCCUUCCUUUA